CUUGAUUUCAUAGUAUUAUGUGUUUUGGGACCAAGUCCCUCUUCUUUCCUCAUUAAUAGAGUAGAGCACAUGCAGCAAUUCANUAAAAAAAAAAAAAAAAAAAGAGGGAAUUCCGCUUCCUCUCUUUGCUCAUGUGCUGAUUUAAGGCAAUGUUUGUGAAAAUGAAAAUGCAAAUAUCAUGAUAUUAAUGUUAUCCAAGAAUGGGAAUUACUCUUUCUUGUCUCCAUAUCAACUACUUUCCCCCACCGUCACAACUUAACUUAUAGAGAGAGUUGUGAAAUAAAAGACUGCUCACUGCCAUUUGUUACACACUAUCCAGAGAUUUUUUUUUUUUUUCUCUUGGAUAAUUCGUCGAGCAUCUUGCAGGCAUUUCGAACUUCUCAAAUGGAAGAGCCUAAUAAAAAUAAAAAGAAGAAGAAGACGAAAGAGAAGCCAAACGUUUGGUUCUCACUGAGAAACUCGCUGCACUGCAAAUCUGAGCCGUCGGAUGUGCACGACCCAAGGAUCCGCCGGAGUCAGCUGACCUCGAUCUUGACCAAGAAAACCGGCCGGUCCGGGUGCUCCCGGUCCAUCUCCAACCUCAAGGACGUCAUCCAUGGCAGCAAGCGGCACCUUGAGAGGCCGGCCAGCUGCAGCCCCAGAUCCAUCGGCAGCUCCGAGUUUCUCAACCCCAUUGCCCACGAAGUCAUUCUCACUGACUCCAACUGCGAGUUCAAGAUCACCGGCUUCGGCAGAUCCACGUUUGUCGGAACAGUAAGACCCGGGACGCCGGGCCCCGCAGAAAACAUUCAUCCUAAUAACCCCUCUUCCAGAAAUUCCAAGAAAAAGACUCAAUUUUUAACACAGAUGGAAAGGGAAGAACUUGGCAAUGGCGGCCGGCCUAGAAAAAGUGGGCCCCUUGAAAAACAUGGUAAUGGCGGUGCUUGCCAUAAGUGUGGAGAGCAUUUUGUGAGAUGGGAGGCUCUUGAAUCUCAUCAUCUUUCCAAUCAUGCUGUAUCUGAACUAUCCGAGCUCGACUCGUCAAGAAAAAUAGUGGAAAUUAUCUGCCGGUCGACAAUGCCAAAACCCGAGACCCAAUCCGUGAAAAUAGACAAAGUCCUCAAAGUCCACAACAUGCAGAAAGCCCUUACAAUAUUCGAGGACUACAGAGAGACGGUUAAAAUCAAAGCAAGCAAACUUCCGAAAAAGCACCCUCGUUGUUUAGCUGAUGGCAACGAGCUCUUGAGAUUUCACGGCACAACCCUUUUGUGCUCGUUGGGCCUAAACGGCUCGUCGAGCCUGUGCAUUUCCGAGAAAUGCAACGUUUGCUGCAUUAUUAGAAACGGGUUUUCGGCCAAAAGGGAAAUGAAGAAAGGCGGAAUAGGAGUUUUCACGGCCUCGACUAGCGGACGGGCGCUUGAGUCCGUAGAGGUGAGCGCGGAGGAUAAUUACUCGGUUAGGAAGGCUUUGAUAGUUUGUAGGGUUAUAGCCGGGAGGGUGCAUAGGCCAGUCGAGAGUGUGGAGGAGAUUGUGGGGCAAGUGGGGUUCGACUCGUUGGCCGGCAAAGUUGGCCUAUAUUCGAAUAUUGAGGAGCUUUACUUGCUUAAUCCCAAGGCUUUGCUUCCUUGUUUUGUUGUCGUUUGUAAAACAUGAAGGCCCAAGUUUGGUGUUAGGGAAAGUUUUUGAAUUCCUUCAUGUUCAUGGUAGAUGGUNUAGAAUUUUUCCCAAAUGUAUCUACUUUUUAUUUGU
Striga asiatica is the source of this 1728-nucleotide messenger RNA. NCBI's taxonomy places the organism in Eukaryota, Viridiplantae, Streptophyta, Magnoliopsida, Lamiales, Orobanchaceae. The record is from the annotation of a GenBank genome assembly.